Messenger RNA from Vespa velutina, 4640 nucleotides. RefSeq names its product dipeptidyl peptidase 9. Lineage: Eukaryota; Metazoa; Arthropoda; Insecta; Hymenoptera; Vespidae. Bases 1113 to 3614 code for a protein of 833 amino acids. The record is from RefSeq and is a predicted model, not a curated record. The transcript is spliced from 12 exons. Gene Ontology annotation, molecular function: serine-type peptidase activity; dipeptidyl-peptidase activity. Gene Ontology annotation, biological process: proteolysis.
UUUCCUUCCUCAAAUCCUUUGCUUCCUCCGUCUCUCCUUACACUACUCUCAUGUCCCGUUCGCGUCGUUUACCUUUCGCUUGUACCAGCGACUCUUUCUCUCUUCCUCAACCAACUUUGACUUGUCGCCCAUUCUUCCUCUCUAUUCCUCUAUUUUCUCUUUUCUCUCUCUCUCUCUCUCUCUCUCUCUCUCUCUCUCUCUCUCUCUCUCUCUCUCUCUCUCUCUCUCUCUCUCUCUCUCUCGACCAUCACCAGCCUGACCGCCGACGCGAACAUUCGGAGAAAUCGAAUGCGAGAUUUACAAGUGCCUGCUGCUUAUCUCUCUGGAGUCUACGACGAUGACAACAACAUCAAUAAGAAGAUCCUCGUCUAUCUUCGCGAGAAAUAUCGAGGCAACAUCGAUCCUUUGGUAGAAGCGCGAACGCACGGCGCGAAGCGGCCGGACCUUGACAUAUUUGUUAUCUCCUUCAAGAUCAAAAGUUCAAACCGAUAAAGACUGGAAUACGGUCGUUCCAGUGCGAUCGGACGAGGAAUACAUUUUCGACGUUUCUUACCAGAGGGAAGUCAUCUUGAAGAUGAGAAGAAGAGGGAGGACCAAAAAUGAGAUCGAAAGGAAGCUUUGAUUACUUACGAAUCGAAAUAUUGAUUAAUUCAUUAUUAUACCAAUGACAUCGCUAUACUUUUUGUUCUACUGUGAUUAUCAUUAUCAUUAUUACUAUUACUAUUACUAUUAUUAUUAUUAUUAUUAUUAUUAUUAUUAUUAUUAUUAUUAUUAUUAUUAUUAUUAUUAUUAUUAUUGUUGUUGUUGUUGUUGUUGUUGUUGUUGUUGUUGUUGUCAUCAGUACUGACUUUCAAUCCCAUCGUUGUGUGUUACCUACCACUUUUACCAUUACGUAAAAGUAAUUUAUAAUGGAAAUAGGGGGCUAAUAAGGCGAAGGCUUCCGUAUAAUAACCCCAUGACCCCGUUUUUCUCGCACGACCAAAGGAUAUACGUAUACAGGGUAUCUCGCCGAUGGAACGACGAAACAAGUGAUCGUCAUGAGCGUUUCACGAUGUCGCAUCUCGUACGCGUGACUUAGGAGAUAGGAGAAGCGUGCAAUUAUAGCAAAAAAUAUGGAUGCCUGUAACGAAGGCGUAGACCGGAUAGGAUCCUCCGAUGAUGCUACCGCGAAAAAAACCUGGCCAGAAUUACGUGGUGUAGUUAGCGAUUUGAGGAGAAGAUUGUCAGGUGUAUCGGCGGGAUCAGUGCCUGGAUCCAUAACGUUUCGAUCUUUACCCGAUGGACGCACCAGAAUAUAUUUUCUCAGUACUCCGAACAAUGGUUGGGAAACUACACUUUUAUAUGUCGAUAUUGCACACUCCGAUCAUGCCAAUGGGUAUCGACUUCAUUGGCAACCAGUUAUAGAAGCAAAUUUUCAGAGCGUAUCCAGUACAAAUAGAUUGUCGAGGGAGGAGCAGCUCUUAUGGGAAAGGAAGAGGCUAGCUACUUGGGGUAUAACCAGUUAUGAAAUUCAUGCGGAAAGUGGCAAGUUAGUUUUUCCAGCUGCAAGUAGUUUAUAUCAAUGUAUAGACACAGGCUUUAUGCCUGGACCUUUGUUUCCAUCAGAGAUUAGAAUAUCGGCUUCUGGUGCUAAACUGUGUCCUCAAAUUUGUCCAUGGAACAAUGCAUUGGUCGCUUAUACUUGUUCCGGUGACUUAUAUUUGUCUCAUAGCGUUACAGGAUCAUCCGUGAGAUUGACUCAUGCCAGAAAAGGGGGCAGAAGUCUAACCGAUGAUCCUCUCACUGCCGGUACCCCUUCUUAUGUCAUGCAAGAAGAAUUUACUAGGUAUAUAGGUUUUUGGUGGCAGCCAAAAUCUAACGAUGGCAUUUAUAGAAUAGUGUACGAAGAGGUCGACGAAAGCGACGUGAAAAUCUUUUGUUUUCCUUCAACGACCAAUUCCGAGGAAAUAGAUGAAUUUAGAUUUCCGAGAGCUGGCACGUCAAACGCUAGGAGUAAUUUGAAAAUGGUGCAAUUCCGAUUAACGGAAACUUUGCAGAUAGUUGACGUAGAAAUAUUAGAACUCCAGUAUCCGCUACAGAUUAUGUUUCCUUGGAUGGAAUAUAUGGUUAGAGUUGGUUGGACGCCGGACGCUCAAUACGUUUGGGUGCAGUUAUUAGAUAGGAAACAACAAAAGCUCGAACUGGUUCUAUUAUCGGUCGACAAUUUUUCUGAGCCUCCUACGAGCGUAUACAAUACCAAAUCUUCCUCUGCGAGCGUUCAGGUUUUAUAUUCCGAGCAGAGUACCGUUUGGGUGAACGUUAACGAUCUGCUUUACUUUUUGCCCUCGGACGAACCGACGGAAGUAAAAUUUCUUUGGGGCAGCGAGGAGUCGGAAUUUCGACACUUGUAUCUUAUAACAUCCAGCAUAACUGGCUUAAGCAAUGGUGUUGAAGAAUCAUUGGAUCGAAUGGAUAGUAUCUUUUUACAGCCACGCGUUACAUCGAAGAUAGCACUGACUCAAGGCGAUUGGGAAGUAUUGGGUAAAAAAUUGUGGGUGGACGAUAGCAAUUCUAUCGUAUAUUUUUGUGGUUUGAGAGAGGGUCCGUUGGAACAACACGUUUAUGCGGUCUCCCUUCGUCGGCCACUGGAAAUAAGACUCUUAACGAGGCCCGGAUACAGUUAUAAUAAUGUAUAUUUCAAUAAGGAAUGCACUAUGCUAGUUACCGUCUACAGCUCCAUCAAAACAUUUCCCAUAUGCCAAGUAUUUAGGAUAUCUCAAUCCGAUUGGACGGUGGAGAGUAUAACGCUUACUCCGGUUGGUUACCUGUUGGAACCAUCUUCUCCCGAAUUAGAUUUAUUUGCGCCAGAAAUUUAUACCUAUAAGAUAAUGUCGGGGGAUACAAUUUACUCGAUGAUUUUUAAACCUCAUAAUUUUCAAACAGGGAUCAAGUAUCCCACGAUAUUAAACGUUUACGGUGGUCCGGAAGUACAAUUGGUAUCCAAUACGUUUAAAGGUAUGAGACACUUAAGAAUGCAUAUGCUGGCUGCGCAAGGCUAUUGCGUUGUUUUAAUCGAUUCUCGUGGCUCGCAGCAUAGAGGAUUGGUAUUUGAGAGUCAUUUGCAACGUCGCAUGGGAACCGUCGAAUUAAACGAUCAGGUCGAAGUUUUAAGAUGGCUGGCCGAGACGACGGGAUACAUAGAUUUAAAUCGUGUCGCUCUUCACGGUUGGUCUUACGGCGGAUACCUAAGUCUUAUGGGUUUGAUACAAUAUCCUGAUGUAUUUAAAUUGGCGAUAGCUGGGGCACCGGUUACAUCUUGGAACUUUUACGACACCGGUUAUACCGAGCGUUACAUGGACCUUCCUCAGAAUAAUCCGCACGGUUAUAUGACUGGUUCGGUUUUAACAUACGUUAGCAAGUUCCCGGACGAAGAGAACAGACUUCUUAUCAUUCACGGACUUAUCGAUGAAAAUGUUCACUUUUUCCAUACCAGUCAGUUGAUUAAUGCUCUUGUAAAAACUGGCAAGCCGUAUCAAUUGCAAAUUUAUCCAAACGAAAGGCACAGCCUUCGAAAUUUAGAUGCUAGUAAACAUUACGAAACUACGUUGCUAUCGUUUCUACAAAAUCAUUUAUGAACCUGUUUAAAUUAGACACUGUUAGGUAAAUUUUACACACCGAUUGCUCGUUACAAGAACGACCUUUUUUAAAAAUUUAAGUAACUGCCAUUAUUUUAUGUAUAUAGAACUCUAACCGAAUUAAUCUGAUCUGUCGCUAUUUCUAUAUCUUCGCGAUGGUAUGGACAGGUAUUCGAUUUUAAUCUCUAUGGCAGAGUCAAGUAUCGAGGUAUAUUCAAGCAGUAUUACAUUUUUACUAUGAAAACUUGCAAUAAAGUCUAGACGAUAUGUAUGUUUGAAACGUACGUAUUGUUAUUAAAGAUACCUGUCGAAUAUUCCACAAGCAUAUUGAAUGAAAAUAAUCCACUGUCUGAAACGCGACAUUGAAUCAACAAUGUUAUUACUACUUUUAUGUUAUGGAACCAUCGCGGAACAUGUUAUAUAAACGUAUAUAAACGUACGUAACUCAUACGUUUAUUACGAAGGCUUAUCACCAUCAACAAACGUAUUAACGAUCCUAGAUAUUUUUUAAGGAAAUCGACAAUACUCGCAAUUAUUUUGUACAUAUAUAUACAUAUAUAUACAUAUAUAUAUAUAUAUAUAUAUAUAUAUAUAUAUAUAUAUAUAUAUAUAUAUAUACACACAUAUAAAUACGUGCGUAUAAUCAAACGUAGAUCUGCAUAAGAUUUUUGUAGGGCUUUUACCCUAAUUGUACUUAGAAGAUAUUUCUGCUCGAUACAUACAUAUGCGUGUGCGUGCGUGCGUGUGUGCGUGUGUAUGUGUGUAUAUAUAUAUAUAUAUAUAUAUCUUCUUUCGGUUGUUAUAUAAUUUUCUGCUUGAUUAUGUAUAUACGUGUGAAGCUGUCAAAUCUUUUUACAGUAAAUAAUUAUGAAAAGUAUUUUAACGAUAACACUAUUUGCGAUCUUGAUCAUUGUGAAAUUAUCGUAUAUCCGAUGGAUAAUCAUUUGUCAAAUAAAUAAAUUCGCUAUUUUAUACUUUGUACGAUGUUCGAUAAUGGCACACGAAGAAUAAUGUUAUUUCAGCAGA